Molecule: messenger RNA, 2886 nt
Organism: Aspergillus thermomutatus
Lineage: Eukaryota; Fungi; Ascomycota; Eurotiomycetes; Eurotiales; Aspergillaceae
Product: putative cytokinesis regulator (Byr4)
Exons: 4
Coding region: 1-2886 (961 amino acids)
Biological process (GO): mitotic spindle orientation checkpoint signaling; regulation of Ras protein signal transduction
Cellular component (GO): SIN/MEN two-component GAP complex; mitotic spindle pole body
Molecular function (GO): GTPase activator activity
Source: RefSeq, a predicted model, not a curated record
AUGGAGUCAUCGACCUGUCAGGUCCGACAUGGCGACGAAGAGACAAUCGAGUGUUGGGACGACGAUGGCGAUCUACACUGUUACGAAGACAUCCAUAUCCGUACGGCGUCAACUGCUACAUCGGUAACGAAUUUGUCCACUCGUCGAUCGGGCCAUCGAGAUUCUAUAUCAUCCCGUCGGUCUGCUCGCUCUGAUCUGGACUCGAACGCAGCAGAGGAUGAGGAUUUGCAGGUCCAACUUCCUGAUGACGACGAAGUUUUGAGCGAAGAAGCCAUUGCAUCUGCCAAGAAUGCAGGGAUUCCGUUGCCAGUCAACGUUCCCAAGUCUGCUCUCAUUGGGGGAACGAUCAAGCGACUUGGGCGCAGAAACCCGAGAAAGAACUUUAUCGACGAUUGGUCUGACGACGUUGAACUCCCAGGUCCUGAUACUGUGCUCGAGCUUAAACAGUUUAAGGACACAGUCUUCCCUGAAUCGCUCAGGCAGCUCAGUUCAACCACAAUCAGUCCGGUAAAAAGUGUUCCUUCUCCUCUAUGGGAAGAUGAUCUUUCGACGCGCUUGCAGUCAGCCUUGACAAAUCUAAGUCAAUUUGUGGAUGAUAGCAAUCACAGCUUGGCGGAUAUUGACAAUGUUCCUACUAUCAAAGUUGCGAAGUCUCGAUCACCAAAAUCGACCAGAAUAGCUGCCGAGCACAGCAUGGCAAGGAUUAAUACCCCGGUCGAAAAUGUUGAGGACGACUUUGAACUACCAGCAGAUGAUUUUCCUCUUCAUCUAUCUCUUCGCAAAGACGGUACGGAGGCCACUAGCCCUGCUCCAGAUGAAUUCGACCUUGAUUGGUCCGAAGGCAGUAUAGGGAUUCGCUUCGGUGGCACAAAGAGAGACCACCGUUCAAUUCCAAGCUCUGCAGUCUCGGUUGUUAGUCCUAGUGCCUCCAGUUGCCUGACAGGCGAGAGCGAGGACGAUGGGCUUGAUGGUCUUGUAAUUCCCGAGGGCCCUCUGGACCUGGAAUCGAUGUUGAAGAAGCGCCAGGAUGCCAGCUCUACUGAUAAACCGCGUUACUCGUCAUUAGGCCAGGCCGAAUAUGAGCUAACUAGGUCGGAUGAUUUUUUCACGGGUCUUGAAAUUGAAAGCGGCGAUGCUUUCGAUUUAAAGAAACUUUCCCUCAAUCCAAACGUCAAAUACAAGGUUGAACGUCCCAACAGUCCGGCCCGCCGUUCUACAACUUCCAUCACUUUCACCAAUACCCCAAUUUCUCCCAAAUCUCGGAUUCCGCGCCUCUCGGGUCAUGAUCGUCACUCCACGCAUCUCGAGACUGUUUCAGAAAGUGGAGCUCCUCUGUCAAAGUUUCCCGGCUCACGGUCUUGGGCGAGGGGCCAUGUAACCCAUGCCUCUGUCUCUAGCUUGCCUUCUAGGCCAAUAUCGACGUCUCCAACGCCUUCGACUCCCGACCGGCGGUCUGUGACGACUCGAUCUCCCAAGGCCCCGUUAAGCACCGACCGUGCCGCUAGCGGCACACACCUCAGGCACAAACGAUCCAUGCCGACUAUGCGAGGUAUGAAUCAACACGCCCUUCCAUUUCCUACGUUGGAGCAAGGACACCAGUUGAGCGCACAGGAAGUGACACAAAAUAUUCGAGCCGCAAGGCCCAAACGCCAUUUAUUCCAGCUGGGGCUUCCGAAACUCAAUCUCAUCACGUUAACGUCAAAGGUCCUCGACACUUUCGUCGGACAAACUCCGAUAGUUCCGGCGAAAUCCUUAGCUCACGAGUACCUGUACCUCGGUAUUCUCGAUCAAGUCGACAUUCAAUUCCGAACAACAUUACGGAUACCCACGCGGAGGCGUAACUUCGGUGAUGGGACUGAGCUGGAAUCAUUUGACGAUUUACCUACCUCCUCCUUUGCAGAGAGCAAGUUCAUCAAGCACCCUAUUGGACGCGGUGUCCCGAGGUCCCUCCGUGGCAGACUCGGUCACAAUCAGACUCAUCCCGCACGAACAGACAUUCUGAAACAACCGUCGACUCCAUGUUCUGUCCCUACACCAUGUGACCUCACUCCCCGGUUUGCACAGGAUACAAACGCCUCAAGAAAUGCAAGAGAACAACGUAUCGCUUCGAUGGCCUCCAAUGUGAAAAGUCGUGAGAGCUAUCCACUUGGCCCUCUCAGCUCGAACUGGAGAGGUCAAAACAUCCCACGUGUCCCUUCGAACUCGGCGGCUCUUAGCAGAAAAAACAAGGGCGUUACAACGUCCGGUGGUAAGCCCUUCCUGAUUAAGUCAAUAGGAAAGGGCUCCCAGGAACCGAGGUACUUGAACGGUAUGCAUUACAACCCCGACUCUUUCCAAUGGGAGGGAAAUGAGACUUCUGUUAUUGAGUUCGAGUCUCUAAGAUCGCCAAAGUCCCCCAAGCCGGCACCUGCGUUAAUCACCAAUGUGAGUGCGAUGCAGAAUGUGCAGGUCGUUGGGGGGAUGAUUUUCGAUCCACGACGCAUGUGCUGGCUGAAGCUGGCACCAUCUCAGCCCGGCGCACAGGGAAUGGUGGCAGUACAAGUUGAAGACGAUGUCUUCGCCGGACUUGAUGACCUCGAGGAAAAAGGUCAAAGAAAACCUCUUGGUGGCCCAGGUUCUGGUAUUUACGAUGUUUUCGACCGUACUGUGAGUGGCGACGAGCGGAGUUGCGGCGACUCAUCGGACGAGUGGCCCAUGACAGAGGAGUUUGAUGUUGGCCCAGAAUUCGUUAAACGCCAGCGUGUCGAGGAAGAGAAGUGGAGGCGCAAAGUCGAAAAAUGGGUCCAAUCUGAACGUAAUAGACAUGGGAACAGUUGGAGGUGGGCUAUCCGAGAUAUAGUGGGUUUGAAUGGCUCUCAUCAAGCUCAAGAAGUCCGCCACAUGUGA